AUGCCUCUCACGAUAUUAAGGGACGCAGAUGUCAGGAUCUUGCUCAGCAAGCUUACGAGGGAUGAUGUAGAGUAUUUGCAGAACUCUUUGAGUAGAGCGCUGCAUGAAUACUCGACGGGGACCAGUAUGGAGGGGUGUUCGUCAGGUAACCAGCCUGAGCGGACGGUGAUUGAAUCGCAUAAGGGGAAUACCACGUUGUUUAUGCCAUCUACGAGUUCGAGCGGUAUUGGCAUGAAAGUUGUCACUCUCGCAGCGUCUAGGUCAGGAGAGGCCGGUCCUCCAAGCCCUUCGUUUCUCGAGAAGCCCGCACCCCUUACCACCCCUCAAGGUGCCCUCUCGUUAAUGGAUACCGAAGGCAAACCUUUUGGAUAUCUCAACGCAGAAGAACUCACAGCUUUUCGAACCGCCCUCGCAUCAUCUCUUCUCCUCGUCCGCCGCCGAAAAGUAAAAACAGUCCUCGUAUUUGGUGUUGGGAAACAGGCAUAUUGGCACAUCAGACUCUCCCUGAUGCUUUUCGGAACCACAAUAAAACACGUCCAAUUCGUAAACCGGUCAUUCGGUGAGAGGGCAAAAGAAUGCAUGAAGACAUUUGUGCAAUUUGAUCCAGUCGCGAAAGAGAAGGAAGGGUGGACGGGGACUACUUUCGGGAUCUUUACUCCUGGUUAUGGGGAAUAUGAGAGGUUAUUGAAAGACCAGAUUCGGCAGGCGGAUGUCAUAUAUACUACAACGCCUUCUACCGAACCACUUUUUGACCAUACAUAUCUUACAAAUACAGAGGGAAGGAAGAAGGGAAGGUUGAUUGUGGCGAUUGGGAGUUAUAAGAAGACCAUGAUUGAGUUGCCUCACGAAUUAGUCCAUCAAGCAGUCAAAAGACAUGGUACAGGUCACCAUUUCCAUAAACAUGCUGAAGAAGGAGGAGCUGUCAUCGUUGAUACUCUGGCAUGUGUUUCGCAAACCGGAGAACUGACACAAGCGCACAUCCACGAAACGCAGACCGUUGAGCUUGGAGAACUUGUGUUAUUAGAAAGUCUAGCGUCAGAUGACUCCAGCAGUGCCAUCUCUGACAGUCCUUCGCGGAGAGGUUCCAUGGAUGUAUCAAUCGAAUCUCUGAAUCUCGGAGACAACACACCUUCAAUGGCCCAGGUAUUCCGCGAACCAGCUUCACUACCCCACACCGAUUCCACGGCCUCGGCAUCUACCAUGAGCUCUACCACAUCCGGCCGCUCACCGCGCUCCUCAAUGUCAUUAUCCCGUAAAGGCUCCAUGUCAAAUCCAUUCCACAAACGCUCCGACAGCGCGUCAACAGCUACAGCUUCAACGCCUAGUAGUUCAAUCUUCCACAAGCGAUCGGGGAGUAUGAGUAGUUCGACAAAAAAGAAACCUAGAAAACAGACGGAGAAGGAGAAUGAGAUGUGUAGGUGGCUGCGGAAUGGGAAUGUGAUUUAUAAGAGUGUGGGGAUGGGAUUGAUGGAUUUGGUUGUUGGGUCGGAUCUUGUCACGUUGGCGAGGUCGAAUGGUGUUGGUGUUACGGUGGAGGAUUUUUAA
This is a messenger RNA of Glarea lozoyensis ATCC 20868, 1545 nucleotides long. Its product is annotated as NAD(P)-binding Rossmann-fold containing protein. Gene Ontology annotation, cellular component: cytoplasm. Bases 1 to 1545 code for a protein of 514 amino acids. The transcript has 2 exons. Lineage: Eukaryota; Fungi; Ascomycota; Leotiomycetes; Helotiales; Helotiaceae. The record is from RefSeq and is a predicted model, not a curated record.